UUUUUUGCCCAAUCCUAAAUAGUGACAUAAAAAUCAAAUAGCAUCAUAUUUUUUUUUUUUAAAUAUACCCGCACGGACGUGCGGGUCAAAAUCUAGUAUUUACUUAAAGUAUCUCCAAUGGUGCUUCAUUUGCUACUUUUUGCUUCAUUUUUUACUCCAUUGAUACUUCAUUUUUUUUUCAUUUCUUCAUUUUUUGAAGAAUUGAACAGUAUUUUUUUCAAAUUUGAAGAAAUACUAUUCACUUCUUCAUUUUUUGAAGUUAUAUUUUUAAUUACAGAUUGAUCCUUUAACUUGUUCUUAGUUUUUACUUAAAUAAACUAUAAGAACUAAUAUUUCCAACUUAAUUUUAAAGUUUUUAUAUUAUUUUUUUUAUUCAAUUCACUUAAAAUAUUAAAUAUACUAAAAACAUAUUUUUCCUUUUUUACUAAUAUUUUAGAUGAAACACAAUUACAUAAAUAAUAUAAAAACUGAAAUACAUGAUAAACACCAAACUAAAUAUAUAAAAAAACUUAGUACAUCAUAAACUAACACUUAAUAAUCUGGUAAACCACUUCCAGAUCCACUAAGAUUAUUAAAACAUUGUCCAAAUGAAGUUGCUGCUUUAGAAGGCUGUUGAACAUGUUGGAGUUCAAAUCACGAAAUAAAAUUUUAUUCCUUUCUUUAAAUUUCUUCAAAGCAUAAUCCUUAUAGUGUUCUUGUGUUAUUUAUUUGUUAUGUGUACUAAUUAUAUUAUAUGAUAAUGUUUAUUUUAUAUUAAUUAGAAAUUGUGGUGAGCUAUUGUUAAAAUAAAAUAAUUGGGUAAAAUUAAUAAAUUAGCAAAAGUAAAAGGUGUUAUUGAUAAAUAAUGAUAAAACUGGAAAAAAUUUUUGGAAUAUUCUUUUUUGAAAAAAAAAUUCAUUGGAAAACAUACUUUUUCAUUUUUUUUAAGAACUUCAUAUUUUGAAGAAAAAAAAUGAAAUUUACCAUUGGAGAUGUUAUUUUUUUUUUUUGAAUUGAAAAUGUUAUUACCAUUUAAUAAUGUGAAAAGAAAGAAAGAAAACUCAAAAAGGAAGGUAAUUAACUGUACAUUUGCUCAAUAAAAGUUGUCUUGACUUCCCUUUCUUCAACGCCUUUUUUUUUUUUUUUUUUUUUUUGCUAAGAAUGUUAAUAUCAUUAACUAGUAAUGAAAGAGAUUACAAGUUGUGAAACCUGAACCAAAGAGCUUCGAGAAGCUAGUUUAGUUUUACAAGCCGCAAAAAAAAUUAAAAAAGCUUGUAGAACAUGAUAGGACUAAUCUAGUAAACUAGAUUAAUUCUUCAACGCCUUAACAAGAUAGUUUCUUUCCUCAUUAUUUUCUUCUUCUUCAUCUUCUUUAACAAAAUGUCAGACUCUCAAACUAUGGCCAGCGAAUCAAGAACCAGUUGGGUUCUCCCUUACAAGACCAAGAACUUGAAAGACGAUUACGUUCUUGAUCGUGUGCUCGGACAAGGACAGUUUGGAACCACUUUCCUCUGUACUCAUAGCGAGACGGGUCAAAAGCUUGCCUGCAAAUCUAUACCCAAAAGGAAGCUUCUUUGUCAAGAAGAUUGCGAUGACGUUUUGAGGGAGAUCCAGAUAAUGCAUCACUUGUCUGAAUACCCCAACGUUGUCCGGAUACAAAGCACGUACGAGGAUGCCAACGACGUGCACCUUGUGAUGGAGCUUUGCGAAGGUGGUGAGUUGUUUGAUAGAAUCGAGAAGAAAGGUCAUUAUAGUGAGAGAGAAGCAGCUAAGCUCAUCAAGGCCAUUGUGGCGGUCGUGGAGGCUUGUCACUCUCUUGGUGUUAUGCAUAGAGAUCUUAAGCCUGAGAACUUCUUGUUCUCUUCUGAUGAUGAAGAUGCUUCGCUUAAAUCUACCGACUUUGGCCUCUCUGUUUUCUGCAAACCAGGUGCAACGUUUACACAACUUGUUGGAAGUGCAUACUAUGUGGCACCUGAGGUUUUACAUAGGCAUUACGGCCGUGAAUGUGACGUAUGGAGUGCUGGAGUUAUCCUCUACAUUAUGUUAUGUGGUUUUGCUCCUUUUGAUGCUGGAACUCAAUAUGGGAUCUUCAGAAAGAUUUUACAGGGUAAGCUGGACUUUGAGACCAGUCCUUGGCCUAGCAUUUCCGAGAGUGCCAAGGACCUUAUAAAGAAAAUGCUUGAGAGCAAUCCAAAGAAAAGGCUAACUGCUCAUCAAGUCUUGUGUCACCCUUGGAUUGUGGAUGAUACUGUUGCUCCAGAUAAACCACUGGACUUCGCAGUAGUGUCUCGCCUGAAAAGGUUCUCUGCAAUGAACAAACUUAAGAAGAUGGCUUUACGUAUAGUUGCAGAGAGACUAUCUGAGGAAGAAAUCGGUGGGCUCAAAGAACUGUUCAAGAUGAUAGACACAGACAACAGUGGGACCAUCACGUUUGAAGAGUUGAAAGAUAGUAUCAGACGUGUUGGGUCAGAGCUUGUGGAAUCAGAGAUCCAAGAACUCCUGCAAGCAGCUGAUGUUGAUGAAAGUGGAACAAUUGACUAUGGAGAGUUUUUGGCUGCAACAAUCCACUUGAACAAGCUGGAGAGAGAGGAGAAUCUAGUGGCUGCAUUCUCUUUCUUUGACAAAGAUGCAAGUGGUUGCAUCACUAUUGAUGAACUCCAACAGGCUUGGAAUCAGUUUGGUAUAAAGGAUCCACAUCUUGAUGAAAUGAUCAAUGACAUUGAUCAAGACAAUGACGGACAGAUAGACUAUGGAGAGUUUGUGGCAAUGAUGAGGAAAGGCAAUGGCAAUGUUGGAAUCAGCAGGAGAACAAUGAGGAACACUCUCAGCUUUGAGAAUCCUCCUCCUCAAGAGUCAAAUGAAUGACUUAAACUUUUUAUUUUACCGAAAUUUUCUUGAUAGAACUUGCUGUUUCUGUUUAAUUCCAACUCUGACUAGUGUAAUUGGAAUUAAGCUCUUACCAAUUAUCAAACUUUGAUCUUACCAUGGGAAAUGACAGAGUACAAUGUAACCUUAUCAAGUGCUAGGAGAAACACAUAAAGAAUUGCUUAAUGAUGCAGAAGAUGAACAAAGCUCUCUAGAAGACAACAGUGUCAAGCGUGGUGCCUAGUGAGGGACAAAGCUCUCUAGCAGUUACUUAACAAAAUUAUUGAAAGGCAUUUUAUUUAGUAAGGUAACUUGGAAGAAGUAGUAGAUGGUUGUAAAAUGUAAACAACAUGAGUGAGAAUCACAAUGUCGUGUUAAAGAAAAAAAUAUUCGACGCAAACAACUAGUAAUAACAUUGUUAGAGGAUAUAAAGAUGAGAUGCGGUGUGUCUAGUAACAUGCAUAAGAUUAAUCCAGGAGAUGCAUGAUACAUGACUAAUCAGAUUAAUAGCAACGGCCAAUUGUUACAGCCAAGCAAAAACGAGUCUUAUAAAUGUCAGCCGCCGAAUAAAUGGAUCAAUGUAAUUAAUGAAAGUCAUGCUAUAUGUAGAUCUAUUCAGUGCUAAAAUGACAUGAAAUAUAUCGAAAUGGCAUAAGCGAACAAGUUCAGUACUAUUCUGAGAUGACAUGACCACGAGUCCAUGACCACUUAGAUUUUCUCUUAUGUUAGAAUCAGAUUUUCAUCAUGAAAAAUUUUCUUUUUAACAUUUUCACCAAUAAAUAGAGUAUAUAAUUUAUACUUCUAAAAUCUUAAUUUUUCCUCUUCUAUUUCGCUAAUAAGCUUCUCUAAUUUUAGUUUCAUUCCCGUAGAGGAGUGUACGAUGACUGUUUCCGUACCUCCUUUUUAUUCUCUUUUAUCAACAAAAAAAUCUAACGAACAUGAUCUAUACACAGGAUUAGUUUCCUAAGUUUUUGUCUAAAUGUUAUCCACAAAUCCUCCUUUUGCGAUAAAAGUUAAGCAACAUACUCUCUUUUAAUUUAGAAAACUAAAACGAAAAUUCCUCUUUUGAUUAUCUUUCCUAAGUGUUCGCCUGAUGCACAUUAUUUAAAGUAUUUAUUUCUCAAUCAGUUCAUAUAAUUUGAGAGUUCACUUGAGUUUUUGAAAUGAUAACAAGUUAUAUUUAAGGGAAACUAUAAAAAAUAUCUCGUAAUUCUAUUUGCUCUUAUCAAAUUUAAAACAUAAUAAAGUUUCUUUUAUAAGAAAAAUCAAUAAUGAAGUCAUGACUUAUAACAAUUUUGUGAAAUGAUAAUUCAGUCUGAAAUAAAAUAUCCUAGUCAAUCAGUGAAAAUAACAAGAUAAACUUAACCAGUGGCAAAACAAGAAGAUAACCUAGUCAAUCCUUAAAAUCGAAAAAUCUAAAAUUAGAUUUGAAGCUUAAUUGUUGGUUUUUAUAAAAA
This is a messenger RNA of Brassica rapa (field mustard), 4301 nucleotides long. Its product is annotated as calcium-dependent protein kinase 12. Gene Ontology annotation, biological process: protein phosphorylation. Gene Ontology annotation, molecular function: protein kinase activity; calcium ion binding; ATP binding. Lineage: Eukaryota; Viridiplantae; Streptophyta; Magnoliopsida; Brassicales; Brassicaceae. The record is from RefSeq and is a predicted model, not a curated record.